This is a messenger RNA of Chanos chanos (milkfish), 2524 nucleotides long. RefSeq names its product VPS28 subunit of ESCRT-I (gene vps28). The record is from RefSeq and is a predicted model, not a curated record. Gene Ontology annotation, molecular function: protein-containing complex binding. Gene Ontology annotation, cellular component: ESCRT I complex. The coding region runs from base 60 to 731 and encodes 223 amino acids. The transcript is spliced from 10 exons. Gene Ontology annotation, biological process: protein transport to vacuole involved in ubiquitin-dependent protein catabolic process via the multivesicular body sorting pathway. NCBI's taxonomy places the organism in Eukaryota, Metazoa, Chordata, Actinopteri, Gonorynchiformes, Chanidae.
GGGGUGACGUAAACACAGUUAGCUGAAGUGGUGUGCUUUGUCGAAUCAAGAGUGUCACCAUGUUCCACGGAAUACCUGCAACCGGUGGAAUGGGAGGAGCUCCCGCAAACAAACCAGAACUGUACGAGGAAGUGAAACUGUACAAAAACGCAAGAGAAAGAGAAAAGUAUGACAAUAUGGCAGAGCUGUUUGCUGUAGUGAAGACACUCCAGGCCUUGGAGAAAGCAUACAUUAAGGACUGUGUAACCCCCAAUGAAUACACGGCAGCCUGUUCUAGAUUGCUUGUCCAGUACAAGGCUGCUUUCAAACAAGUUCAGGGUUCAGAUGUGGGAUCCAUUGAUGAAUUCUGCAGGAAGUACAGACUCGACUGCCCACUGGCAAUGGAAAGAAUCAAAGAGGACCGGCCAAUCACCAUCAAGGACGACAAAGGCAAUCUAAACCGCUGUAUUGCGGAUAUAGUGUCUCUCUUUAUCACAGUGAUGGACAAGCUACGACUGGAGAUUCGGGCCAUGGAUGAGAUCCAGCCUGACCUGAGAGAACUGAUGGAGACCAUGAACAGAAUGAGCAACAUGCCCCCUGAUUUUGAGGCCAAGGACAAAGUCUCUCUGUGGUUGACCACUCUAAGCAGUAUGUCUGCCUCUGAUGAACUGGAUGACUCUCAGGUUCGACAGAUGCUGUUUGACCUUGAAUCAGCCUACAACGCCUUCAACCGUUACUUACACUCCUCCUGAACAACUCUCAUCCACAGCUGCUCUGUUCUUUAUGUCUCUGCUCUUUGUUUUGAGAAAUACUACUUUUUUUUUACUCAUCUGUGAAAUCUCACCAUUGAAUCCCAACUGUAGUCUGUGGAGCAUUUAAUGGUCGAAACCUUAUGAUCUGUUGGGGUAUGGAAUUGAUUAACGCGAUUUUUUUUCUCUCCAUAGUUAGGUAGGACAUUUUGGCGGUACUGGCCUUUUUUUUUUUUUUUUUGUAAAUCACCUGGCCAAGAACUGCAGCUGAUCAGGGUGUAGGGUGUAUGUCCUGAGAACAAACAAAACGUGCUAGAAGAAAGAGUAGUCCUUUUUUUUCCAACAAUAGAGAAAAACCUUUUCUGUACAGUAUCAGCGUUUCCUAAACCUCUCCUCAUUUUACCCACAAACAUUUGAAAAGUUUGAAAUGUUUGUUUUUUUUUUCUUUUAAGUAUACCUGGUUGACAUUCCCAUUAACUUAUGAAGGCUUUAAACCAGUGUAGUCAGAGGUAAUGUUUGAGAGAAAGAGCAGAUAUGUGAGAUGCAGAGGGGGUCCAUCAGGAUAGGUUUAGGUUUAAAGGCUGAUCCAUAUGAAAAAGAGGUGGGGCAGAUGGUGUUUGGAAAUUUUAUAUGUUGAGAUUUCACCAUCAAAAGCCUUGUUGAGCUGUCCCUGUUAAAAGAAAAAAAAAAAGCAUUACUUUUGGAAUUUGGGAAUAUGAUAUGAAAUGAUGUGUUGAGCUCUUUUGAGCUGUGGAUGGCAUUUGUAUCCUUAAAAAAAGAGUUAAAAUGGUUGUAAAUAGAAUGAGAGGUAAUUCUUGUAGUUUUUUUUAGCUGACUUGCUAGCACAUCAUUUGAGAAUUAUUCUGUUAUUAAUAUAUAGGAGAUAAAAUCAAAAGGGAUUUUUCAUGGUUUGAAAUUUCUUAAGAGGACAAUUAGGCAAAUUUUACUGUGUCUUACUUUUAGGCAAAAAUUGAUUCAGUGAGUUGAAGCUUUCUUAAGAUACUCAACAGCAAUUUAGUAUUCAAAUCAAAAUGAUCAGUCACUUGAAGUGUACUGCAGACAUUCAUAAUGCAUCAUUUAUUCAAAGUGUUUUGGUGGUGUCUGAAAAGCAGAAAAUGUAAGAUACACAAGUCCGGGGAACAUGGAUGUGAUAGUGUGUUGUCAAGCUUCUGUAAACAGUAGAAUCAGGUGUGUUCAGUUUAGCAGUUUUUCUUGUAUGAAAACAGUUCUGCGAUAUUGUUGUUGUCUUGAAUAACCAUGCACACCAGGUAUACUGUAUACAGCCAAAGCCUUUGACUGCUUGGCCCUGAUGGUUGCCUUUCUGCCUCAUUAACAUUCAGUGUUGGGUCAGGAUUUUUUUUUGUUCAAUGCAUAAAUAUUUACUCCUAUUGAUUUACAUGAACAGAUAUCCUAAAUUUGGUAACAGCACUUUUGUAACCAUUGGGAAAUACUGAUGCAAUAUACCCAACGCUGGCUGGUGAACUAAAUAUGCUGUUUGGAAUUAGAAGGUUUUAACCCUUUUUUUUUUUUUUUUUUUGCUCACUGAUAUUUCUGAAGUACUAAUUACUUUCUUUUCCCAUGUUAUAUCAGUUCGUUCCUGAAAUUGCUUUUUUUUAUGGCUAUAUCAGUGAAGCCUGGUAAAACUUGUUCUUUUUACUCUUCUGUCCCUUGGAUGAAGUUUAUUUUUCACUCCUCGUCUUGAGAGUUAUUUAUUUAAGGUUGAUCGUUGUAAAUAAGUAUGCCGUUUCGAAUUAAAGCAUGUAAUUCCUUUUAGAGAGAAAUAAAAAUACAUUUAA